This is a messenger RNA of Talaromyces atroroseus, 555 nucleotides long. RefSeq lists its product as hypothetical. The record is from RefSeq and is a predicted model, not a curated record. NCBI's taxonomy places the organism in Eukaryota, Fungi, Ascomycota, Eurotiomycetes, Eurotiales, Trichocomaceae. Gene Ontology annotation, molecular function: acyltransferase activity, transferring groups other than amino-acyl groups. The transcript has a single exon. Bases 1 to 555 code for a protein of 184 amino acids.
AUGUCCCUACCCACCAAAGCUCAAAAAUGGAUCCGAGAUGGAUUCUUGAUAUCAACAGAUAAAAAGCUCCUCUCAAUUCCAGCAAUUAACUCUGCAUUCGACCAGGAAUUCGUGUACUGGACCAGAGCGGUGCCACAUGAGAUCCUGCAGCAGGUUAUUGACAAUUCUUUCUGUUUCGGUCUCUACAAAACGGCGAAGGAAAUUACUUCCGCGGACGGCACCGAGCCAGCCUCAACAGUCACCCAUACAGAAGCUGCAGACAAUCUCGAGCAGAUUGGGUUUGCCCGGCUGGUCACUGACAAUCUUACUUUUGCAUACCUGACCGACCUAUAUGUUCUCCCAAGGUACCAAGGCCUUGGUGUUGGGGGCUGGUUGAUCGACUGUGUGGAUGAGCUGUUGAGUUCAUUGCCUUAUCUGAGAUGGGCAAUGCUGCGAACUUCCAAGGUGAAAAGCAAGGAGUCGUAUGAGAAGAGGCUAGGCAUGAGCAUUCUAAGCUCAGAAAUUAGCCAGGGUGCAGUUAUAAUGGGAAAGAAAGGCAAAGCAGGCAGGACUUGA